AUGGAUCUCUUCGCCGCCGCAUACGACGACGUCGGUCUGAGCACCAACACAGAGAAAACGGUAGUUGGGCACCGGCCACCACUAAGCGCUGCUUACUAUACAUCUCACAUCAACGUGAACGGCUCCCAACUGCAAGCCGUAGACGGCCUCAAAUAUAUGGGCAGCACCCUCUCUCAUAGCACCGAAAUCAACGACAAAGUGGCCUCCCUGAUUUCCAAGUACAAUCAAACCUUCGGACGCCUGCAGAACACCGUCUGGAAUUUUCAUGAUCUGCAUCACAAUGCCAAGCUCGAGACUUACGAAGCGGUUUUCCUGCCAACUGCUGCAUGGGGUGGAGACCUGGAAGGUUUACAUGAUACAGGUGCAAAGGCUCAACCGUCUCCAUCUCAGCUCUCUUCGACGAAUACUGAAGCUGAGAUGGUAGGACCGGAUCCCAGACACGACCGUACCGUAACGGACAGGAAAUCUCAGCAUCCACGCCAUGCUGAGACAACUGCACCUGCGCUGGAGCGGCCACCACGUGCGGAUGGACGACAAGUGGUUACCCAAACGGCUCUUCAAUGAAGAUGUCGCCACCGGUUCCCGCCGGCAGGGGGAUCAAGUGCGCUGCUGCAACGAUAACCUGAAGACGUUUCUGAAGAGUCUGCAGACCAAACUGGUCAACUGGGAAGACUUCGUACGGGACCGGCCGGCCUGGAGGUUGACAGUGGAGGCGGGAGCAGCGAUCUAUGGAGCCAACCGCGUAACUGUCACUAAAAGCAAACAAGAAACUCGUAAAUCCCAAGUGCCUCUACCACGCAACGCCAACCUGCCCACCAUGCCAGCGGACGUUCCAGGCACCAAUCGGUCUCGUAGGACAUCUUCGGACGCAAUGCGCAAACAACCUGGUAAUGCCUAUUCUCCUCCCACUCUCACCCCUGCCGCAAAACCCGCGCACAACUUCACCUCCGUCACUGCCGAUAACAGAGUCGCUGCCCCUGGACACCAGCCACCGACCUCAUCCGCCCUGCCCCAACCCCUGCGUUGA
Spirometra erinaceieuropaei is the source of this 1027-nucleotide messenger RNA. NCBI's taxonomy places the organism in Eukaryota, Metazoa, Platyhelminthes, Cestoda, Diphyllobothriidea, Diphyllobothriidae. The record is from the annotation of a GenBank genome assembly.